AUGAAGCUGGGCCGGGCGGCGCUGGGCCUCCUGCUCCUGGCGCCUUGGACGGUGCGGGCGGUGGAGCCCAUCAGCCUGGGCCUGGCCCUGGCCGGCGUCCUCACCGGCUACAUCUCCUACCCGCGCCUCUACUGCCUCUUCGCCGAGUGCUGCGGCCAAAAGCGGGCUCUCAGCCGCGAAGCGCUGCAGAAGGACCUGGACAGCAAGCUCUUCGGGCAGCAUCUCGCCAAGAAAAUCCUCCUGAAUGCUGUGUUUGGCUUCAUAAGCAACCCAAAGCCCAAGAAACCCCUCACCCUCUCUCUGCACGGCUGGACUGGCACUGGCAAAAAUUUUGUCAGCAAAAUCAUUGCGGAGAAUAUUUAUGAGGGUGGCCUGCACAGCAACUACGUCCACCUGUUUGUGGCCACCCUGCACUUCCCGCACGCUUCGAACAUUACCCUGUACAAGGAUCAGUUGCAGCAGUGGGUCCGAGGCAACGUGAGCGCCUGCGCGAGCUCGAUCUUCAUAUUUGACGAGAUGGAUAAGAUGCACGCUGGCCUCAUAGACGCCAUCAAACCUUUCCUAGACUACUACGACCUGGUGGAUGGCGUCUCUUAUCAGAAAGCCAUCUUCAUCUUCCUCAGCAAUGCCGGAGCCGAGCGGAUCACAGACGUGGCUCUGGACUUCUGGAGGAGUGGGAAGCAGAGGGAAGAAAUCAAGCUCAAGGACAUCGAGCACGCCUUGUCUGUGUCGGUCUUCAACAACAAGAACAGCGGCUUCUGGCACAGCAGCUUGAUCGACCGGAAUCUCAUCGAUUACUUUGUCCCCUUCCUCCCACUGGAGUACAAGCACUUGAAGAUGUGCAUCCGCGUGGAAAUGCAGUCUCGCGGUUAUGAGGUCGACGAGGACAUUGUGACCAAAGUGGCCGACGAGAUGACCUUUUCCCCCAAAGAGGAGAGGGUUUUCUCUGACAAAGGCUGCAAAACUGUGUACACCAAGUUAGACUACUACUACGAGGACGACUGAUGCCGCGGGCGGGAGCCUGUCUGCAGAAGCAGCAGCCGGACUGCAGCUGCCGCCCCGCCCGGGCCCUGGCAGGAACUCUCUGGGCACUGUUCUCACGGCUUGGAGUCUGCAGGCCCCUCCCGGCUCUGGACCCUGGGGCCGCCUCCAGAGCCUCAGAAGAAGGAGCCGGCCCCCCCCCAACCAGGACUUUUAAAAAAUCAUGUUUUAAUGGCAAUUGUUUCUGUUCCCAGGAAGGACGAGUUAAGUUUUACGGGAAAGAUAACAACUUUAUUUGCAAGGAUUUUUAACACUGAGGAACUGCUCAGACUCGCA
Messenger RNA from Echinops telfairi (small Madagascar hedgehog), 1317 nucleotides. RefSeq names its product torsin family 1 member A (gene TOR1A). Gene Ontology annotation, molecular function: kinesin binding; ATP hydrolysis activity; ATP binding. Gene Ontology annotation, cellular component: endoplasmic reticulum lumen; nuclear envelope; endoplasmic reticulum. Lineage: Eukaryota; Metazoa; Chordata; Mammalia; Afrosoricida; Tenrecidae. Gene Ontology annotation, biological process: protein localization to nucleus; nuclear membrane organization. The record is from RefSeq and is a predicted model, not a curated record. The transcript is spliced from 5 exons. Bases 1 to 1005 code for a protein of 334 amino acids.